This is a messenger RNA of Ziziphus jujuba (common jujube), 1440 nucleotides long. RefSeq names its product putative F-box/FBD/LRR-repeat protein At4g03220. NCBI's taxonomy places the organism in Eukaryota, Viridiplantae, Streptophyta, Magnoliopsida, Rosales, Rhamnaceae. The transcript has 3 exons. Gene Ontology annotation, molecular function: protein binding. Bases 1 to 1440 code for a protein of 479 amino acids. The record is from RefSeq and is a predicted model, not a curated record.
AUGGGUGAUUUCCUUUUGAGUGAUCUACCAGAAUCCAUAUUCUAUCGAAUUCUUUCAUUUCUUGAUACCAAGGACAUUAUAAGAGUUUCUACGUUGUCUAGGAGAUACAGAGAACUUUGCUUUUCAUUGCCAUUCUUGAACGCUGUAGUAAAGGAGUUCGAUGAUGAAGAUGAAUUCUCUAGGUUUAUUGAAUUUCUAAACUGGUUUAUGGCCUUGGAUUUUGGGGAUGGUGAUGAUUAUAGUAUGAUAAAAGAAGUUAAAGUAGACAUUUGUUGUAAGAAUCUUGGUAUUGAUAUUGGAAAUGUGAUCGUUAGCCGGGUACGUGAAGCAAUUACCAGGUGCAGUAUUGAAAAGAUUUGUUUGGUGCUAGACGGGAUUGACACACUUGAUUUGACAAAUAAUGUAUUGGGUUCUGAAUCUUUAAGAGAAUUGGAGGUGAAGUUGGGACCUGAUGGUGACCUAAUCUUGCCCACCAUUAAUCCAUUUAGGGGUCUUGUGAGUCUGACAUUGAAACUUCUGAGGGUUUCGAUUCAGUCUUUUGGUGAGUGGAUUUCGAGCUGCAAAAAACUGAAAAUGUUACACCUUAUUGGUGUUGUUUUUAUGGAUAAGGAGCUUAACAUCACUUCUUCAUCACUUGAAGAUUUAAGCAUUGUGAAUAUGAAGCAAUAUUCUGUAGAUGAGGAUUUCUAUAUCAAAGUUUCAGCAGAGAGACUUAAAUUGCUGCGUAUACUUUGGCCAAAUGCAAACCCCGGCAACACUCCCAUAUACUCACUUACAUUACAUGCGCCAAAUCUUCAGAAGUUUUCCUGGGAUGGAAAUGUCUUUCAUUACUCUUUUGAUGGAAAAUUUGAGUCAUUAUUGCAUUCUUAUAUAUCAAUACUUCCAAGUCCUGAUGUCUGCAAAGAGCACAGCGCCUUGUCUAAUGAAAUCUUUGCUAAAGCUGCUCAAACGAUAUGCCGGGUUUCAUCCAUCUGCAUCACUGAUCAUUGUGUUGAGGAAAUGUCAUCGCGAGGGUUGCUGCCAAAAUUUUGUAACUUGCGUUCAUUGACUCUAAUACGUGCUGGUUUGUGCAAUAACAUCACUUCUACAGUUGACUUGCUCAAUUCGACGCCUCAUUUGAACGCUCUGAAAAUAGGUCCAAAGCCAUACUGGUUACUAUAUUUCAUUGAUGCACCGGUGGAGACAUGUUAUAAUGCAGAGUACUGGGAGUCCCAAAAUCUGGAAUUUGUCCACUCACUGCAGGAAGUUGAAAUAAAGAUUGAUGGAGAUCAGGAAGAGAUUGAGCUGAUAAAAUUCUUGCUCAAAAAGGCAAAAGCGUUGAAGAAGAUGACCGUUCGAUAUACGUCUGAAGGAAUACGUAAACACGCUCUAAUCAUUGCAAUAGUUCAACGAUUGAAAAUAGCUUCUUCCUCUAUAACUAUAGAUUUUCUUCCAAAAUGA